Phytophthora nicotianae INRA-310 is the source of this 2413-nucleotide messenger RNA. RefSeq lists its product as hypothetical. Gene Ontology annotation, molecular function: endo-1,3(4)-beta-glucanase activity. NCBI's taxonomy places the organism in Eukaryota, Oomycota, Peronosporomycetes, Peronosporales, Peronosporaceae. Bases 58 to 2331 code for a protein of 757 amino acids. The transcript has a single exon. The record is from RefSeq and is a predicted model, not a curated record.
GAUUUAGGAACGAAUCAUGUCCUGGAAUCAAAACUGCGAUCCACUUCCACGGCAAGAAUGCUCAAGCUAUUGCUGGUGGCGUCUAGCAUUAUCUACACGUCAACUACCACCACCAACCAUCACAUAGAGCAGUCCGCUGGCGUUACCAGCGAAGCAGCGCAAGGUAUACAAGCCACAUACCUUGCUCCAUUUGCCACCAAUGCACCGUCCGAAGCGCUCUUCCAACGCAAGGACGGACUCGCUGCGCUUGCUCCUAUCAUCAACGUUGACUCCGACCUUCUCACCAAACCGAUACCCACCAACAAAUGGUGGGGGAAUCUCAUCCAUACUACCACAGAAGACAUUGACACCGUCGCAAACCCCGCGUGGUCCAACCCGUACGCGCUCAAGCUACCCAAGGAAGCACCGUUCGGAAUACAAGCAUGCUACUCGUACACUUACCGUCAAAUGGCUGGUGAGGAGAAUGGCGUCGUCAGAUACUACCUGCACGAGUUCCACAACGACGUGACACUGUCGGCGAAUGAAUUUGGGUCGACGAAACCGGACUACGAGGUGUACUCAUUCAGUGAACUGGGUGUUUCCGUUCGGACGUGUGUGUCUGGCAGCACAGACUGCAUGGACUCGGCGCUGGUGCACGGUAUGGCGUUCGUGUCAGCAACUUACGCCGGUUUGACGCCCCGUAUCGAGUCCGAAUACGCCAUGACGCUAAAAGAUAGCUCGACGCCAGGCAAGUACGUGGUGCAGCUUGCGAAUCAGCAGACGUGGGUGGUAUUUGCGAGUGACACGAGCGCUUCGUUCCACAUUACGGGAUCGGCUUUGGUGAGCAAUGCGGUUUACACAGGGACGGUUCGGGUGGCGGUUCUACCCGAGACUGGUGAUGAGGGGGUGUAUGACGACUACGCGUCGUGUGUUGUCCGUGGUGGCGACGUGUCGGUGCAGUCCCGAACAAGUUACUCGCUGGAUUGGGAGACUGAGGGCAGUAGUUGUGAUAGUACGGGCCUGUUGCAUUUCGCGCUACCGCAUCAAGUGGAAGUUAUGAAUGGGGCGACAACGACUCAGAGCAAGGGUGCCAUCGUACUGCACUCGAGCACUCGUGGUGAUAUGGUGGCUCAAGUGACGACAUCUGGGAGCUGGUUGUUGACAGAGGAUGAAGCGGAUGAGGAAGUGGACUUCUAUCCGUCAAAUAAACCGUCAGCCGAUGUGGUUUCUCAGGUUAACCUUCUGCCCACGCUACAGAGCGACAUCAAUAGUGACUGGAGCUUGGACACUGGUAGCUGGUACUACAACGGCAAGGCGUACCAGAAAUAUGCCUCGCUGUGCUUGAUGGCUGCCGAUAGCUCUGUUGUUGGCGAUGAUACCACAUUGUUGAGAACUUGUUUAUCCAAACUGGAGGCGCUAGUCGGGCCUUUCGUGAAUAACACCAUGAGCGUGCCGCUGGUGUAUGAAACAUCAUACAAAGGUAUCGUGACGAGCCAGAUUUUCACCGCCAACGACGUCAAUGUGGAGUUCGGCAACGGAGUUUACAAUGACCACCACUAUCAUUAUGGCUACUGGGUGACGGCGUCCGCCAUUCUGAAGAAACUGGAUCCGUCGUGGCCGGGUAUGGCGCAAUUAGAGACAAUGGUAUGGACACUGCUCCGUGACGUUGUCAACCCGAGCUCAGACGACCAGUAUUUCCCUAAGUUUCGCCAUUUCUCGUGGUAUUUGGGUCAUUCGUACUCGCACGGUGUGACCCCGAUGGCUGAUGGUAAGGACGAGGAGAGCACGUCGGAGGACGUGAACUUCUUCUAUGGCAUGAAACUAUGGGGUCAGGUAUCAGGUAACAAGGCUGUAGAAGAUCUGGGCAGUCUCAUGCUGCGCCUUAACGCUCGAACUGUGCGGACCUACUUCCUUAUGACAUCGGACAACACGAUCCACCCACCUCAAUUCGUGCCCAACCACGUCACGGGCAUCUUCUUCGACAACAAGGCAGACUACGCAACGUGGUUCGGCCCCGAGAAAUACUGUAUCCACGGCAUUCAAAUGAUCCCGGUGUCACCUAUCAACGGUUUGGCUCGUACGGUGACGUUCGUCAAGGAAGAAUGGGAUGAUAUUCUGUCAAAAGAAGCGAUCGUCACGGGCGGCGACACUACCAACGCGUGGUUAUCGCUGUUGCUUGUGAACCAGGCUGUCAUCAACCAAGCUGAUGCGUUGACGAAGUUGGCAACGGCAACCAUGGAUGACGGUCUCACCCGUUCGUGGGCUUUGUACAACGCGGCAUCUCCUCAACCCACAAUGUACGUGGAAGCUGAAAUAGGUGCAGGAGGCGAGAUUAGCGUCACUCCGCGCUAGGACUUAUCAAUCAGGUCAACUUCAACGAUAAGUUAGAAAAGUAGCUUUCUGAAAAUAAUAGAACUAGUUUCAGCCAAUAAGA